Kwoniella botswanensis is the source of this 660-nucleotide messenger RNA. RefSeq lists its product as uncharacterized. Lineage: Eukaryota; Fungi; Basidiomycota; Tremellomycetes; Tremellales; Cryptococcaceae. Gene Ontology annotation, biological process: vesicle-mediated transport. The record is from RefSeq and is a predicted model, not a curated record. The transcript has 6 exons. The coding region runs from base 1 to 660 and encodes 219 amino acids. Gene Ontology annotation, cellular component: membrane.
AUGUCAUUGAUCCACGCACUCGUAGCUAGGGGGACAAUCGUACUGGCUGAACAUGCUAACGGGACAGCGGAACUGAAACCUGCCGCCCAGACUACGAUCUUGUCGAAGAUACCGCCAAACAACUCUAAAUUGACCUACGUUUGGCAAGAUCGAUUGAUCCAUUAUGUAUCUUCCAACGGAGUGAUCUACCUGGUGAUGGCUGAUGAUUCAGUAGGGAGGAGAAUGCCUUUUGCGUUUUUGGCUGAGGUAGAAAGAAGGUUCACCGCUUCAUACUCCUCCGACGAGAUCGUGUCAGCCUCGUCGCAUUCCUUGGGUGAUUUCGAGAACGAAUUGGCUAAAUUGAUGCAUCAAUAUACGACUUCACCUCCUGCCGAUCCUCUUAGACAAGCUCAAAGCGAUUUAAAUAAUGUCAAAGACAUCAUGGUUCAGAAUAUCGAUUCGAUCCUCCAGCGAGGCGAGCGUCUAGAUCUUUUGGUAGAUAAGACGGACACCCUCGCUGGACAGGCAUACGCAUUUAGGAGAGGAGCAAGGAACGUAAGGCGACAACAGUGGUGGAAGAAUGUCAGGAUCACAGCUUUGACUGGAUUCGUAUUCGUUCUCAUUCUAUAUGUGUUUAUCGCUCAGUUCUGUGGUGCUUCUUUGACUCAUUGUAGAAGUUAG